This is a messenger RNA of Ostrea edulis (European flat oyster), 1885 nucleotides long. RefSeq names its product ADP-ribose glycohydrolase MACROD2-like. The transcript is spliced from 10 exons. Gene Ontology annotation, biological process: purine nucleoside metabolic process; DNA damage response; peptidyl-glutamate ADP-deribosylation. The coding region runs from base 54 to 1622 and encodes 522 amino acids. Gene Ontology annotation, molecular function: ADP-ribosylglutamate-[protein] hydrolase activity. The record is from RefSeq and is a predicted model, not a curated record. Gene Ontology annotation, cellular component: nucleoplasm. Lineage: Eukaryota; Metazoa; Mollusca; Bivalvia; Ostreida; Ostreidae.
UAUCGAAAGUUUGGCCAUGGACUUGGAGAUUUUCUCAGAAUAUCGAAAGUAGAAUGCGUGUUAUUUUUUCGAGUCAUACUGUGGCAAGAGAAAUUAAUAGCAAUUUAUCACACAGGUUUAGAGUAGUCAUUGGGGGCAUUUUCCCAAGUUCCCAAUUUGAAUUUCGUUCCUUGUUCAGCAUGUCCAAGAAAACGUCUCUUGAAACUAAAAGUACAAAUGAAGAUGACAGGGACGAGCUCAUAUCCGCCACAACCCCGUCCAGGAAGAUUACCAGAAAUGUGCAUAACGAAUCAGUGAUAUCUGACAGAGAUAAGUUUCUGGAAAUGUCAAAAGGAGAUAAAAGAAAAUUAUACAAAUGUGGCAAGAAAUUCAAGCAACUAGAUGAUGUUCCAACUUGGUCAGAAUUCUACAGUGAACACAAGGACAGGCUUAAAAAAGCAGUUUCAAAGAAGAGAUUGAAAGUUUUGUAUAAAGUUAAUGAAGAUAUAAACCAGAGGGUGUCCAUUUGGAAAGGGGACAUAACCACCAUAGAAAUUGAUGCCAUUACUAAUGCUGCCAAUAGCUCUCUUCUAGGUGGUGGUGGAGUGGAUGGAGCCAUUCAUUCUGCUGCUGGUAAGAAAUUGAUAGCAGAGUGUGCUACCCUAAAUGGAUGUGAUACAGGGGAUGCCAAAAUUACAGCUGGUUACAAGCUACCAGCAAAAUAUGUUAUACAUACAGUUGGUCCCAUUGGAGAGAAGAAGGAAUUGUUAUCAAGAGCUUAUUCAUCAGUGCUUAAUCUCGUAAAGGAAAACAAGCUGGUCUCCGUUGCUAUCCCUUGUAUAUCGACAGGAAUAUAUGGAUAUCCUAAUGAACAGGCAUGCCUUGUUGCGCUGAAAACUGUUCGGGACUUUCUUGAAAAGGAUAAUAUCUAUCGUGAUAUUGAGAGAGUGAUUUUCUGUCUCUUUAUGCCAAAAGAUGUUGCUAUCUAUGAAGAACAGAUGCAGGUUUAUUUUCCAAUUGCAGAUUCUGCACAUGAAGGUGAUAAAGUAGACAUUGAGAUGGAGAAUAUGGAAGACAGAAAAGUGAAUAAAAAGAAAGCAGAUGAGACGGAAAAGGUGAAAGAGGAGAAAAUGGAAAUGGAAAGAAAAGAAGAAGAACCAAAAAUGGAAGUUGAAGAGGAAUUUAAAAAGGAUACAGGAGAGGAACAUAUGGAAACUGAAGGAAAGGAGGUUGAAUCGGAACAGAGAGAUGCACAGUUGAAAAUGGCUUCUAAGGAUGAAGCAUUAACAACGGAGAGAGAAAUGGAUACUUCUGAAGAUAAUAAAAGUGAAUCUGUUGAAAAAACUGAUUGUACAUCAGAUGUAAGUGUUCAAACAAAAAACAAAAUAUCAAAUAAUACAGAUAAGAAAAGGGACGCAAGCCCAGAGAAGAAAGACAAGCAGAAGACAGGAAAACAAGUAGUCUCCAAUAAACCAAUCAAAAGCUCAAAGACUGAUGAUAAAUCGGGAGUUAAGGAGCAAUCUGCAUCUGUAGAGGGAAGUGGAGAUGAGAUUCUACCAUCUGCGCCACUUACAAGGAAGACUCUCAGAGAUUCUGACACUUCUGAUUUACAUCCACAAGUGAAGAAACAGGCUAAGAUUUAGGUUUACUUCCCUUUCCAUGCCUGUUUCGUUACAUAUAAAUCUACUGUUGUUACAGUUUACAUGUACAUUUUCUGUUAAAGAGAUAUAAUUGAGUUUACACAGUUAAUUCAAUAGCUUUAUCAUGCAUUGUCAAGUAAAUUCCAAGUUUGGUAAUUUAUUGCAUGAAUUAAAAAAGAAGAAAAAAAAGUUAGUGUAAUGGUCUUUCAUGCAUUGGCUAUCAAAUAUUUUGUGAUGUUAAAAAUAUUAAAAUACUUACAAAUCUG